This is a messenger RNA of Lampris incognitus (smalleye Pacific opah), 2302 nucleotides long. It is a transcript of the gene trim35-28, whose product is annotated as tripartite motif containing 35-28. The record is from RefSeq and is a predicted model, not a curated record. Gene Ontology annotation, biological process: protein ubiquitination. Gene Ontology annotation, molecular function: ubiquitin-protein transferase activity; zinc ion binding; protein binding. Lineage: Eukaryota; Metazoa; Chordata; Actinopteri; Lampriformes; Lampridae. The coding region runs from base 1 to 1428 and encodes 475 amino acids. The transcript has 6 exons.
AUGGCCGAGUGCUUGGACGUAGAAAUGUCAGAGGCGUCUUUUCCUCUCGAGGGGGACCUGACCUGUCCGAUUUGUCGGGGGAUCUUCCGCGACCCGGUUCUCCUGCCGUGCUCCCACAGCUUCUGCCGGGAGUGCGUCGACAGGAGCAGGCAGCACACUAGGAAGUGUCCCGUCUGCCGGGCGCCGUGCGAGGCGGAGCAGCUCAUCGCCAACCGCGCACUCGGCGACGCGUGCGAGUCUUUCGUGAAGGAGAAGAGCUGGAGGCCCCAGCCAAAACCUCUGGACGAGGACCACUGCCAGAUCCACCGUCUGCCCCUCCAGCUCUACUGCGUGAAAGACGAGCACCCCGUCUGUGUUGAAUGUGUGUUAAUGCACCCGGGACACGAGCUGCUCCCCCUGAUUAAGGGGACGACAUACUGCAAGAAGGAACUGGACUUCAAACUCAAGAUUUGUGAAGAAAAGCUGGACUUGUACAAGCACACCAAGCGUAAAUUCAAGAGCACUGUUGAAUUCAUCAAGGACCAGGCCAAACAGGCGGAGAUUGUGGUUAAGGCAGAGUUUGAAAGGCUCCACAAAGUGCUUGUCGCAGAAGAAGUUGUCCGUCUGAAAGCCCUGGCCGAUGAGGAGAAGAAGAAGAUUACUGCCAUGGAAGAAAAAAUAUCCAGUAUAACCGAGGAAAUGUCCCAUUUGGCGUCCCUCAUUCAGACUGUCAAGAGGCAGAUGGGUAGUGAGGAUAUAGCCUUUCUACAGAACUUCCAAAACUUAAAAAGAAAGGCUCAGUGGACUGCUGAUGACCCCGAAUACCCUAAAGAUUGUCUCCUGAGCGUGGGCAGACACGUCGGCUCUCUUAGCUACAACAUAUGGAAGAACAUGCAAGCCUACGUCAAAUGUAACCCAGUGGUGUUGAACCCCAACACAGCCUCCCCCUGGCUGUCUUUGAAUCCUGAGUUGACCAGCAUAAAAGAAAGCCUAGAGCGGCAGGCGUUCCCCGACAACCCAGAGCGCUUUGACCCUUGCGUCUUUCUCCUGGGCAGCGAGGGCUUCUCCGCUGGCAAGCACCGAUGGGACGUAAUUGUUGGGGACAACCCCAAGUGGAUAAUAGGGGUGUGCAAAGAGUCUGUGGUCCGUAAGAAGAAGUUUACAGUGUCCACAGACCGUGGCGUGUGGUCCAUAGGUCUGAGCAAAGGGGCGUACAAUGUCCUGACCCCCAAGCGUACGAAGGUGGAAGUAGAGAGCCGUCCAGACAGGAUCCGGGUCAAACUAGAUAUGGAUAAGGGAGAGGUGUCAUUUUGGAAUGCUGAAACAUCAAAACACUUGUGUACCUUAACUCACAAGUUUAAAGAGAAAAUAUUCCCAUUGUUUGGACCUGGGCUCCACAGUACACCUAUGGUUCUGGCCCCAGCAAAAAUGACAAUAUACACCUCAUGAGUAGGCCAUAUAGUUGACUAAAGGCUUUAUAUUCUUUCCCGCAGGUAAUACACUGCAUAAAUUCCUGUGCCUAAAUGAUAUUUUGGUUGUAGUUAUAUUUUAUGUUUUUAAAUACAUAUGAUGUGAAAUGUUUUGAUCUGAAGGUAUUUUUUCAUUAGCAAUCAGUUUGAGAAAGUCUAAAUUUAUGGCCAUAUAAAGUAUACUUUUUUUUUUCAUUAUUUUACUGCGAUAUUACUCAUUUGGUUCAAUCGCCAUUUUUCCGAAACAUGUUGAUGAUUAAGUAAACUGUCCGGGUAUGGGAGUUUUGUGUCAGGAAUGAAUUCAAACUUCCAUAUUUUUAUGACAUAUAACACUACAUAUUUCUGUCCGUUAUUGUCUACUUUGAUCCUUAGCUCUAACAUGAAUUACAGUCCAGUACUGAUACACUUACCUUUAUCACCCUGUGCUUUUUCUUCUGAUACGAGCUAGGACUUAUUUACAAUUACAAAUACAAUUACCCACAGAACAGAAUAAUUAUGUCCAGCAAUUGAAAUAAGGUUAGUCUCUUAAACAGCUGUUUGCGAAGCAAUCCAAUUCUAUUUUGCUUUGCGUGUACUUUGUACCGCAUGACUUGAUUAGUUUAGAUGUCAAGUUAAGUUGUUAAGAUGUCAAGUUUCCUAUUAUCAGUUUAUUCACUAACUCCAUCCAACAGUUUUUCUCUGACUGGUCCACGGAGCUGAUCGGCGCGUUUCACGUCAUUUGUUAUUUGGUUGGUUUGUUUUCAUCCAUCUUUUUAAUUGUAAAGCGCUUUGAGUGUCUGUUGCAGUUAAAAAAGCGCCAUAUAAAAUGCAACUUGAUUGAUUGAUUAAUUUAUUGAUUAAAGUUCAUCUAUGAA